CCUUCAACGUGACCUGAAUAAAGCGGAAGCAGAGGACUCCGCCGCAGAGAGAAGGGUGAGGAAAUAAACAAAAUAUAGACGGUGACAUUUUUAUGAUUUAAAACCGUAAAGACACCGAAUAUAAAGUCACCGUUUGUCAGUUCGACGUGUCAGCUACCGGAGCCGGAACAAACCUGACAGCUAGGAGACUUUUAAACAUCUGACUAUUUACUGAUUUAGUUCAUCUAACGUCUGUAAUCACCGACUUUUAUCAUCAAACCCCGUCAGGAUGCAGAGCACCACAAACUACCUGUGGCUGAUCUCAGACCUGCUGGGUCAGGGAGCCACGGCUAACGUUUACCGCGGCAGACACAAGAAAACCGGAGACCUGUACGCCGUCAAAGUGUUCAACAACCUGAGUUUUUUGAGGCCGCUAGACGUCCAGAUGAGAGAGUUUGAGGUUCUGAAGAAACUCAACCACAAAAACAUCGUCAAGCUGUUCGCCGUGGAGGAAGAGUCAAACACUCGUCAUAAAGUCCUGGUGAUGGAGUACUGUCCGUGUGGAAGUCUCUACACGGUGUUGGAGGAGUCGUCCAACGCGUACGGCCUCCCUGAAGACGAGUUCCUGAUCGUUCUGCACGACGUCGUGGCAGGUAUGAACCACCUGAGGGAGUACGGUAUCGUCCAUCGGGACAUCAAACCAGGAAACAUCAUGCGAGUGAUCGGAGAGGAGGGGCGCUCCGUCUACAAACUGACCGACUUCGGCGCCGCCAGAGAGCUCGAUGACGACGAGCAGUUUGUGUCUCUGUACGGCACGGAGGAAUACCUGCACCCGGACAUGUACGAGCGAGCCGUGCUGAGAAAAGACCACCAGAAGAAAUACGGCGCCACGGUCGACCUGUGGAGCAUCGGAGUCACGUUUUAUCACGCCGCCACGGGCAGCCUGCCGUUCAGACCGUUCGAGGGGCCGCGCAGGAACAAAGAAGUCAUGUAUAAAAUCAUCACAGAGAAGCCGUCGGGGACGAUCUCCGGACAUCAGAAGAGCGAGAACGGGAAGAUCGAGUGGAGCACCGAGAUGCCCGUUUCCUGCAGCCUGUCCAAGGGUCUUCAGAGUCUCCUGACUCCGGUCCUCGCCAACAUCCUGGAGGCGGAUCAGGAGAAGUGUUGGGGCUUCGAUCAGUUCUUCGCCGAGACCAACGACAUCCUCCACCGCACCGUGGUCAACGUGUUCAGUCUGCAGCAGGCCACGCUGCACCACGUCUACAUCCACGAGUACAACACGGCGGCGCUGUUCCAGGAGCUGAUGUCCCGCCGCUCCAGCAUCCCGCUGCACAACCAGGAGCUGCUGUACGAGGGGCGCCGCCUCGUCCUCGACCCGAACCGCCAGGCCAAGACGUUCCCCAAGACGUCCCGGGACAAUCCCAUCAUGCUCGUGAGCCGGGAGUCCGUCGCCACCGUGGGCCUCAUCUUCGAAGACCCGAGUCCUCCUAAAGUCCAGCCUCGCUACGACCUCGACCUUGACGCCAGCUACGCCAAGACGUUUGCCGGCGACGUCGGUCACUUGUGGAAAACCUCGGAGUCUCUGCUGGUUUAUCAGGAGCUCGUGAGGAAAGGAGUGCGCGGCGUGAUCGAGCUGAUGAAGGAGGACUACAGCGAGAUUCUUCACAAGAAGUCUGAAGUGUUCCACUUGUGUAACUUCUGCACGCAGAUCCUGGAGAAGACGGAGCAGCUGUUCGAGGUGCUGAUGCAGGCCAACAUGAUGUCAUCGGAGUACGACGAGAUCUCAGACAUGCACAAGAAAAUCCUCAGAAUCUCCAGCUCUCUGGAGCCGCUGGAACGAACCGCUCAGGACAUCAAGAGUAAGUUCCUCCCGGGGGGUCUGCUCACCGAAGGCUGGACGCAACAAGUGGGGACGCACCCCGAGGACAGGAACGUGGAGAAAAUCAAAGUCCUGCUGGACGCCAUCACGGCCAUCUACCAACAGUUCAAGAAGGACAAAGCGGAGAGACGUCUGCCGUACAACGAAGAACAGAUCCACAAAUUUGACAAACAGAAGUUGGUGCUUCACGCCAGUAAAGCGAGAUCUUUGUUCACGGAGGAGUGCGCCAUGAAGUAUCGCCUCUUCAUCUCAAAGAGCGAGGAGUGGAUGAGGAAGGUGCACCACGUGAAGAAGCAGCUGCUCAGCCUGUCGGGUCAGCUGAUCGGCAUCGAGAAGGAGGUCACCAUGCUGAUGGAGCGAGCCAUCAAGCUACAGGAAGUGCCGCCUCAGAAAGUUCUUCCUCUGGUGUCGAGCGGGAUGAAACCUCCGGCCUACCUGAGCCAGAACACGCUGGUGGAGAUGACGCUCGGGAUGAAGAAGCUGAAGGAGGAGAUGGAGGGCGUCGUCAAAGAGCUCGCAGAGAACAACCACUUCUUAGAGAGGUUCGGGACGCUGACGCUGGACGGAGGCCUGCGAGGCUAAAAAAAAAAGCAACCUGCAGUCUGUACAUAUUUUUGUGUUUAUCUUGUAAAUACGUCGGGACUGUGACACGAAGCUUUUUGUAUGAGCGGUUCAGAUGUCGCUCAUGAACAUGUCAACAAACUCUCUGCAUCACAAAGAGCUUCAGCUCACCUUUAAAGGUCACAUAUUAUCCUCCAACACAGAACAGAACAGGCUGUUUCUGUGUCUGUAGCUUUAAAUAUGUAAAUGAGCUGUGUCUGACCACGCCCCCUCUCUGGAAGGGCUUGGGUGUCUCGGUCUUUCUCGCUCCAUGUCCUAUUGUUUACGGUGAGAAGGCAGACUCAGAGGGCAGAACAAACACCUAGCUGUGGGAGUGUCACCCACCUGGGGGAGGGGCUACUGCCCUUUGUGAUGUCAUGAAGGGAAAAUCUCCAAACGGCCUGUUUGAGCACAGAUUUUCUGAAAAGUGGAGCAGGCAGAAGACGGAGAGGAUGGACUUUUCUCAUCAUUGGGGGGUUUGUAGACGGUUAGAGGAACAUGGAGAAGAGGAUUUAAAGAAUAUGUGACCUUUAAAUGGUCUCAUUUUUACCAGACGAACAGCGUGGGAACAAAAACCCUUAAAUAUAUGACGGUGUUUGGAUCUAAAGGUCUUAAAGGGGCGGUGUUCCCGCGAAGACGAAGCGCCACAGGAGCGUGAAUAUCAUGGCUUGAAACGGUGGUCUGAAGACGGUUAUUUAGAGAACUUAAAAUGGCAACAACAUUAGAGGCAUUAAAAUCCUUUAAAAUGUUUCAACUAUUACAGAAACCUUUUCUUCAUCUGUUUGAAAUAUUCAGAACUUCGGUGACUUUUCAUGAUUUUCCCUUUAAGAGUUAUAAUCCAUUUAAAAUCUCUUAAAAAGUUCAGAUAAUCAUCCAAACAUCAAUCAGUGAUCUCUUCAUCUGAAAUGAUUCCUUUAAGUGACGUUAAAGUGAGAACAUUAAGAGACGUUAUCUGAUGAGUUUUUUGGUGUUUAGAGUUCUUACAGGUCGAUCAGUCACUUCCUGUGUCAGCGUGCAGAAACACGUCCUCGUUCAGCAGCUUCAUCUUUUACUCGUUAGAUGUUCCGCUUUUGUUUUGUCAGCAUUGAAAAUGUUUAAGAAAUCCUGUAAAUAAAAAAACAAAAGAUGGAGACUUCUGAA
Messenger RNA from Labrus mixtus (cuckoo wrasse), 3598 nucleotides. It is a transcript of the gene tbk1, whose product is annotated as TANK-binding kinase 1. Gene Ontology annotation, cellular component: cytoplasm. The transcript is spliced from 22 exons. The coding region runs from base 269 to 2440 and encodes 723 amino acids. Gene Ontology annotation, molecular function: ATP binding; protein serine/threonine kinase activity; protein binding. Gene Ontology annotation, biological process: peptidyl-serine phosphorylation. The record is from RefSeq and is a predicted model, not a curated record. NCBI's taxonomy places the organism in Eukaryota, Metazoa, Chordata, Actinopteri, Labriformes, Labridae.